Messenger RNA from Charadrius vociferus (killdeer), 1094 nucleotides. RefSeq names its product ribosomal protein, large, P0 (gene RPLP0). Gene Ontology annotation, biological process: ribosome biogenesis; cytoplasmic translation; ribosomal large subunit assembly. NCBI's taxonomy places the organism in Eukaryota, Metazoa, Chordata, Aves, Charadriiformes, Charadriidae. The record is from RefSeq and is a predicted model, not a curated record. Gene Ontology annotation, cellular component: cytosolic large ribosomal subunit. Gene Ontology annotation, molecular function: large ribosomal subunit rRNA binding; structural constituent of ribosome.
CGCCUGAGUUGCGCUUCUCCUUGGCAGGUCCCAGCUCGUCUUUAAACCCACCGGGCGAUCCUUGGAGCACCGCCGCGAUGCCCAGGGAAGACAGGGCUACGUGGAAGUCCAACUAUUUCAUGAAAAUCAUCCAACUCCUGGAUGAUUACCCAAAAUGCUUCAUUGUGGGAGCAGACAAUGUGGGAUCAAAGCAGAUGCAGCAAAUCCGUAUGUCCCUGCGUGGGAAGGCUGUUGUGCUGAUGGGGAAGAAUACGAUGAUGCGCAAAGCUAUUCGUGGUCACCUGGAGAAUAACCCUGCCUUAGAAAAGCUGCUGCCUCAUAUCCGUGGGAACGUGGGCUUUGUCUUCACCAAGGAGGAUCUGACUGAGAUCAGGGACAUGCUGCUGGCUAACAAGGUGCCAGCAGCUGCCCGUGCCGGUGCUAUUGCUCCUUGUGAUGUGACUGUGCCAGCCCAGAACACUGGUCUUGGACCUGAGAAGACCUCCUUUUUCCAGGCCUUGGGCAUCACCACGAAGAUUUCCAGAGGGACCAUCGAAAUUCUGAGUGAUGUGCAGCUCAUCAAGACUGGAGACAAAGUGGGUGCCAGCGAAGCCACCCUUCUGAACAUGCUGAAUAUCUCCCCCUUCUCUUUCGGGUUGGUGAUCCAGCAGGUCUUUGACAAUGGCAGCAUUUACAAUCCCGAAGUGCUGGACAUCACCGAGGAGACCUUGCACAAGCGCUUCCUGGAGGGUGUCCGUAACGUUGCCAGCGUCUGUCUGCAAAUUGGGUACCCAACCAUUGCUUCUGUGCCCCAUUCCAUCGUCAAUGGGUACAAGCGGGUCCUGGCCGUGGCGGUGGAGACUGACUACACUUUCCCACUGGCUGAAAAGGUGAAGGCCUUCCUGGCAGACCCCUCUGCUUUUGUGGCAGCCGUCCCUGUGGUAGCCGAAACGGCUACCCCUGCUGCCGCUCCGGCAAAAGAGGCGGCGAAGGAGGAAUCGGAGGAGUCUGACGAGGACAUGGGCUUUGGUCUCUUUGACUAACAGGAGCCACCGUCUGCCUGUUUGUAUCACAGUUGGUCCAAUUGGAGAAAUAAAAAGCUAUUUUACACGUUC